CUUCAGAGUUUGAAGUCACAUGGCGGGGUACAGCGCGAGUGGAAAGGAUUUACAAAUGUUCCGGCGGGGCUUCAACAACGUCAUCGGGAGUUGGAACACAGAGUUUGACCACAACAUCCAAACUGCUACCGCAAAAUCAUAGGGCAAUGCCAACCACCACCCAAUGGCAGAUGAAGAGAUCACUUGCUGUGUCUUUGUCAACAGAGCUCUCGCCCGUGAUGAUGUUUCGACUAAAGUCUGUAUAGGGUUAUGUCCUAACACGACGAUGGAGACACGGCUAAUGUGGGCCCGGGAAAUUGCAAGAGAAUUUCUGUCUUGGUCGAACGGUGACAGUAUCCGGCCUUGGAUGUUCAUUUGCAGUUUCGACGGAACGGUGGAGCGUCUCGCUAUGCAACCACCUAAAGGUGACUACGACAAGGUAUACCCGGUUCGCUGCCGCAUUCCGCCCGGUACUAUUCUUCGACUUGGGAAGGAAGAGCGAAAUAAGCGAUCAGAGAUGUUUGCGCUGGGCAGUUUGCUAUACGAGGUCAAUUCUGGCAACAAGCCAUUCAAGGAGCUGAACGACGACGAAGUCCAGCUCCGGUUCAGCAAGGGGAAAUUUCCUGAUGAUGUCGAAAGUUUACAGCUUUGUCCAGCUAUAUUGUUUUGUUGGAAUUUGGGAGUUUUGGAGGAAACGGAGGCGGAAUCGAUAUACAACAGGAUUGUUGGUGGCGCCGGCAGCUACAUCAGGGCGCAUCCAGUGUCCUUCACGAUCCAGGCAGUUGGCGUAUGUGCUCUGACGGCUUCCGUUGUCACCGUGCCUGUCCUCGGCCUUGUUGGAUUCUCGGCAACGGGCUCUUUGGCUGGUUCUAUGGCCGCUGCUUGGCAAUCUUCAGUCGGAUCGGUUGCGGCUGGUAGUGCAUUUGCUUGGUGUCAGAGUGCCGCAAUGGGCGGCGCGGCUUUGAACGGGGUAUUUGGUCUCGGAGCGACUGGCGCGGGAGUUGUAGGAGCUGGCACAUUGCCAAUAUUGGCUGAAAAGGUCCAGAGUGUCUUUCGGCGAAGAUAGACCUAGCUUGGCAAUUGGUGCUAGUAAGAGUUGAAGCGGAGAAUGGUAUGAGAAGACUGGAUUUAGGAACGAGGAAAGGCAACCAAGGCGAAAGUGUGG
Molecule: messenger RNA, 1144 nt
Organism: Lasiosphaeria miniovina
Lineage: Eukaryota; Fungi; Ascomycota; Sordariomycetes; Sordariales; Lasiosphaeriaceae
Exons: 1
Coding region: 164-1045 (293 amino acids)
Cellular component (GO): membrane
Source: RefSeq, a predicted model, not a curated record